Molecule: messenger RNA, 1017 nt
Organism: Microthlaspi erraticum
Lineage: Eukaryota; Viridiplantae; Streptophyta; Magnoliopsida; Brassicales; Brassicaceae
Source: the annotation of a GenBank genome assembly
AUGGAUUACAACGAUUGGUUACCAGUGACAGCGUCUAGAGAGGCCAAGUGGUAUUACUCCGCCUUCCACAAUGUCACGGCCAUGGUCGGCGCCGGAGUUCUCGGCCUCCCUUUCGCCAUGUCACAACUUGGCUGGGGACCUGGACUAGUUGCAAUAAUGCUAUCAUGGGCUAUAACGUUCUAUUCGUUGUGGCAAAUGGUUGAGUUACACGAAGCCGUUCCCGGUAAACGGUUAGACCGUUACCCUGAGCUAGGCCAAGAAGCGUUCGGACCAAGACUAGGUUACUGGAUCGUCUUGCCGCAACAGCUUCUUGUCCAGAUCGCUUCCGACAUUGUCUACAACGUGACCGGAGGCAAAUCUUUCAAGAAAUUCAUCGAGCUUCUCUGGCCUAAUCUCCACCAUAUCCGUCAGACUUAUUACAUCCUCGGAUUCGCCGCGAUCCAAGUCGUUCUCUCUCAAUCUCCUGAUUUCAACUCUAUCAAAGUCGUCUCUCUCCUCGCUGCUCUCAUUUAUUCAAUGAUAGCUUCCGUAGCGUCAAUAGUGAAAGGAACGCAGCACCGUCCAUCAGAAUACGGAGUAAGAGGAGACACGAUGGCUGCAAUGGUCUUCGAUGCGUUUAACGGCAUUGGAACCAUAGCGUUUGCGUUUGCAGGACACAGUGUGGUCCUUGAGAUACAAGCUACUAUACCUUCAACACCUGAAGUGCCUUCCAAGAAACCAAUGUGGAAAGGAGUUGUGGUCGCUUACUUAAUCGUCAUCGUUUGUUACCUUUGUGUGGCGAUCUCAGGUUUCUGGGCUUUUGGUGAUCUUGUUGAGGAUGAUGUUCUCAUUUCCCUUGAGAGACCUGCUUGGCUUAUAGCUGCUGCUAAUCUCAUGGUCUUUAUCCAUGUCAUUGGAAGUUAUCAGGUUUUCGCAAUGUCGGUGUUUGACACGAUCGAGUCGUAUUUGGUGAAAAACCUGAAAUUUACUCCUUCCACAACACUGCGUUUAGCUGCACGUAGCACAUACGUUGGUUAG